Hibiscus syriacus is the source of this 1710-nucleotide messenger RNA. Its product is annotated as actin-interacting protein 1-2-like. The record is from RefSeq and is a predicted model, not a curated record. NCBI's taxonomy places the organism in Eukaryota, Viridiplantae, Streptophyta, Magnoliopsida, Malvales, Malvaceae. Gene Ontology annotation, cellular component: cortical actin cytoskeleton. Gene Ontology annotation, molecular function: actin filament binding. The transcript has 6 exons. Gene Ontology annotation, biological process: positive regulation of actin filament depolymerization; actin filament depolymerization. The coding region runs from base 1 to 1710 and encodes 569 amino acids.
AUGGCUGCUAAUCUCGUUGAAACCUAUGCAUGCGCCCCUUCCACAGAACGCGGCCGUGGGAUUCUGAUCUCCGGCAACCCAAAAUCCAACUCCAUCCUCUAUUGCAACGCGAGGUCCGUCUUCAUCCGUUACCUCGACCAUCCUCUCGACGUCGCCGUUUACGGUGAGCACAGUUAUCCCGUCACCGUCGCUCGUUACUCCCCAAACGGCGAGUGGAUCGCCUCCGCCGACGUCUCUGGAGUCAUACGGAUCUGGGGGACGCAUAACGAUUUCGUUUUGAAGAAUGAGUUCAAGGUCCUCUCGGGUCGGAUCGACGAUCUGCAGUGGUCGCCGGACGGGUUGAGGAUCGUUGCCUGUGGCGAUGGGAAAGGAAAGUCGUUUGUUCGCGCUUUUAUGUGGGAUUCGGGAUCAACAGUGGGGGAUUUUGAUGGGCACUCGAAGAGGGUGCUAAGCUGUCAUUUUAAACCGACGAGGCCGUUUCGAAUUGCGAGUUGUGGAGAAGAUUUCUUGGUGAAUUUUUAUGAAGGUCCACCCUUUAAGUUCAAGUUAUCUCACCGGGAGCAUUCAAAUUUCGUCAACUGCAUUAGAUUUUCACCAGAUGGAAGCAAACUAAUUAGCGUAAGCUCAGAUAAGAAGGGUAUAAUAUAUGAUGCAAAGAGUGGUGAAACAAUGGGAGCGCUGUCCAGUGAAGAUGGUCAUACAGGUAGCAUUUAUGCUGUUAGCUGGAGCGGAGAUAGUAAACAUGUAAUUACUGUUUCUGCUGACAAGACUGCCAAGAUAUGGGAGAUAUCUGAGGAUGGUACGGGAAAAGUGACGAAAACGUUGGGAUGGACUGGAUCUGGUGGAGUGGAGGACAUGCUUGUUGGAUGUCUCUGGCAGAAUGAUCAUAUCAUUACAGUUUCCCUUGUUGGCACAAUUAACUUGUACUCUGCUAGUGAUCUUGAUAGACAACCGUUAUGUUUGUCUGGACAUAUGAAGAACGUAAAUACAUUAACUCUACUCGAAAGCGACGGAAAGACGAUUUUAUCCAGCAGCUUCGAUGGAUAUAUUUUUAGAUGGAUUCCGGGGACUGGAUACAGUGGCAAAUUAAACAGGAAAGAUAAUUCUCAAAUUAAAUGUUUGGUUGCGUUCAAAGAAGAGAUAAUGACAUCUGGAUACAACAACAAGGUAUGGAGAAUUUCUCUAGAUCAAGAUAAAUCUGAGGAGGCAGAACAGACAGAUGUUGGCAGUCAACCAAAGGACUUGAGCCAGGCCAUUAAUACCCCUGAGCUGGCUUUAGUUUCAACUGAUUCUGGAGUUCUAUUGCUUAAGGAUCUGCAAGUACUUGCAAGCAUCAACCUUGGGUUCGCAGUGACAGCUUCUGUUAUUGCACCUGAUGGAAGUGAGGCUAUUGUGGGGGGACAGGAUGGUAAGUUGCAUAUAUAUUCUGUCUCAGGUGAUUCUCUUAAAGAAGAAGCAACCCUUGAGAAGCAUAGAGGUCCAAUUAGCAUUCUACGCUCGUAUCAAUUGCCUUGCUUGGUCCCUAAUAGCACCAUGGUGGCUACGGGAUCACUAGACACUAACAUAAUCAUAUACGAAAUUGCGAAACCGGCUUCCAACCGCAUAACCGUAAAGCAUGCUCAUCCUGGCGGAGUUUAUGGUUUGGUUUUUAUUGAUGACUGCACUGUGGUUAGUUCAGGGGAGGAUGCCUGCACCGUGUUUGGAAGAUAG